AUGAGCGUGACAGACCAGCCCCUUUCCGGAGUAUCAACUCUUUAUAUCCGCAAUCUCAAUGAGAAAGUAGGGAUUACUACUCUCACGAAAAAACUACGGUCGGUGUUUGCCAAAAAUAACUGGGGCGAGGUGGUGUCGAUCACCGCCCGCAAAAACCUCAAACUGAAAGGCCAGGCGUUCGUGGCGUUCAAAUCCCCACUGGAGUGCCAGAAAUGUUUACAAGAGUUCCAGAAAUUGUUGGAUAAUGAUGAUGAUGAUGAUGAUGGUUUCUUGAUAUUCGAUAAGAAGCCCGAGAUCCUGCUUGCAAAAACCGAUUCCGACAUGGCGUUGCAAUGUAAAUUCCCACCAACCACCGCCGAAGAAUUGAUAAACGAUCGGAAACUCAAGAAGCAACAACGAGAGAAAGCAAUCAAGGAAGAAAAAGAAAAAGAAGAAGAGAAAGAACUUGAGCGGAAGAAACAGAAACAACAAGGAAACCUGGAUAAUGCCAAUAAUAAACGAGCCAAUUCCGGGGAUUCGCAAGAACUACCACCGUCCAAGAAGACCAAAGUGGAUUUAUCAGCAUUACCCCCAAACAAAAACUUGUUACUCCAGAAUUUGCCAUCAGAUAUUACGGAAGACAGCCUCGUGGAGAUAUUUGGCAAGUUUGCUGGGUUUGUGGAGAUCAGAUUGGUCAAAGUACGUAAUGUCAGUUUUGUGGAGUAUGAAAGUGAGGCCGAUUCGAUGGUGGUGAAGGAAAAGUUGGGGACGACGUUUAAAAUCGGCGACGUUGACGUAUCGUUGAAUUAUGCUAAAAAAUGA
This is a messenger RNA of Saccharomycopsis crataegensis, 801 nucleotides long. It is a transcript of the gene MUD1, whose product is annotated as Mud1p. NCBI's taxonomy places the organism in Eukaryota, Fungi, Ascomycota, Saccharomycetes, Ascoideales, Saccharomycopsidaceae. The transcript is spliced from 2 exons. Gene Ontology annotation, molecular function: RNA binding. The record is from RefSeq and is a predicted model, not a curated record. Gene Ontology annotation, cellular component: ribonucleoprotein complex. Bases 1 to 801 code for a protein of 266 amino acids.